Molecule: messenger RNA, 3614 nt
Organism: Oncorhynchus mykiss (rainbow trout)
Lineage: Eukaryota; Metazoa; Chordata; Actinopteri; Salmoniformes; Salmonidae
Product: partitioning defective 6 homolog gamma
Biological process (GO): establishment or maintenance of cell polarity; centrosome cycle; regulation of cellular localization
Cellular component (GO): cell cortex; apical plasma membrane; nucleus
Molecular function (GO): protein binding
Source: RefSeq, a predicted model, not a curated record
GAUGGCCUCGCGUCCCUGGCGUCUCGGAGGGUUGGUGUUUUGGGAGGGUUGAACGCUGAAAACAUUCACGGAGGAGCUCGAUGAUGUCAUCUGAAAACUCACUCCCCCAAGUCAAAGGCGCCGAUUUGUUCUCUUCUUUUUUAUUUUCACCCUAGAGUUUCUCCAAUGCGUCGCGGGCCACAGCAGAAAAGGUAGUCAAAUAACGAGGUAGUCAAGUAACUCAAGUAAACUGUAGAUAAGCUUUGCUGUCUAAACGACGCGGGACUAAGGGGGUUUGGCGACUGGACAUAGAACCAAAAACAGCCCCUUUUCUGUGGGCGAGCGGGUCAACUUUUAUUCGAACCCCAAAAAUGAAUCGGAGUUUCAAUAAAUCCCAAUCUUCCCUGCAAUACUUGGACUGCAUCGCGGUUGAAGUGAAAAGCAAGUAUGGAGCAGAGUUCCGGCGGUUCUCCGUGGACCGUUUCAAACCGGGGAAGUUCGAGGACUUCUAUAAGCUCAUCAUGCACGUUCACCGCAUCUCCAACAUGGAGGUCAUGAUUGGCUACGCUGACAUCCACGGAGACCUGCUGCCAAUCAACAACGACGACAACUUCUGCAAGGCGGUGUCUACGGCCCACCCACUGCUCCGGGUCUUCAUACAGAGACAAGAGGAGGUCGACUACAGCAGCUACGGGACCCACUCUCUGACCCGGAAGAAGAAGGCUGUGGUGGCGCUGAGGAACGACGUCAACAGGAAGCGACCUCACAUCCGCAUCGGAAUGCCGCAGGACUUCCGGCCAGUCUCCUCCAUCAUCGAUGUGGACAUCUUGCCGGAGUCCCACCGCCGCGUUCGUCUCUACCGUCACGGCUCUGACAAACCCCUGGGGUUCUACAUCCGGGACGGGACCAGCGUACGGGUGACGCCCCAUGGCCUGGAGAAGGUUCCUGGGAUCUUCAUCUCCCGCAUGGUGCCUGGAGGCCUGGCUGAGAGCACAGGCCUGCUAGCUGUUAAUGACGAGGUCCUGGAGGUCAACGGCAUCGAGGUUACUGGGAAGACACUGGACCAGGUGACUGACAUGAUGAUUGCCAACAGCCACAACCUGAUUGUCACAGUGAAGCCGGUGAACCAGCGGAACAACGUGGUGCGAGCCAGCCGGAUCUCCGGCAGCUCCGGUCAGUCAUCAGACAGCAGCGGUUCCACUGGCUACCCCAGCCUGUCCACCACAGCCAUGGCGACCGGUGCCCACGGCUACGCCGACGAGCUGGAGAGCGACGAGGAGUCAGACAUCGUCAUCGAGAGCAGCCUGAAGCGGCCGUCGCGGCGCUCCAACACAUCAGUGGUGUCUGUGGCAUCAACAUCACGCUCCCACACCCAAGCCCCUCCCCCGGCACCCGUGGAACACCCCAGCCCCCCUACCCGACCUCUCUCUGUGGUUUCCACCGCCUCCUUCCACUCCCAGCCCAGCCUCAAUGGCCUCUCCCACAUGCUGCACAGGGACCUGAACCUCCAGCACCCCCAGUACCAGCCCCACACCCUCCAGCACCACCAUUCCCAGCACCACAGCAGCAACCCAGCCCUCCGGGAGAGCAACGGCAGCCUGCACAAAAUCCUCAGCACCAUGAGGACGGACCCUCGACACAGCCUGGCCCUGCCCCGGGGAGGGGUGGAAGAGGACGGCACCGUCAUCACCCUAUAAUACACACACCUUCACUUUUAUAACGCAGACACACACACUUGGAUGUGAGCUGGAGCAUCCCCUAUCCAGUCCACCAUGAGAAUGAACGUUGUUCCUCAAACCUUCUACUAAUUUUGUUCGUUUUUCUAAGACAAAUAAUCCAGGAAACAAGGAGAGUUUAUUAUGUAUUGUUUGUUUGAAAGUUUUCUAUGUCUUGUAAAUGUCUUGAUGGGAUUCACCUGCUAUUCUUUAGUGACCACUUUUAAUCUGAACCGCCAUCAUUUUGGGACCAACCCUGAGCUUUUGUUUUUAAGAACAAUUAUAUGUCUGUAAAAUGCUGCCUGUCUGUACUGAUUCUCUCUGUAUUUUAACUGGAGAUUCUCAUCAAUCAUCUGUAUCUAUUCCAAUAAAUUAUUCUAAGCUUUAAUGAGAAGUGUUGGAUCAUCACAUGUACUAAAACUCUUACUUCCAUUACCAGCAGUCAUUUAUACCUGGUACGUUUUAAACCGCUAUCAAUGAAUACUUCCUACACUGAAUAUGGGCCUAGUCUAUAUCCUGUUUCCUCUUCUCCACCAGUUCUGUUUGUGAAGCUCCUAAAAUGGACUCCAGGAAGUCAACGUGCUCUUUGGGAAAAAAUACUCUUAUCUUUACUGUUUACUCAAAACACCUCGGCUCAGCUGUGAGCCCUGUUAGUUACAGCAGGCAGGGGGAUGUGAACCCUGUUACAACAGGGAGGGGCAUGUGAACCCUGUUACACCAGGCAGGACUGCUGGAGUGUGAAGAUGAUAACACCUGAAUUUGCGUCUGCUUAACCUCACUCAUUCACUUUCCUACACUAUUGGGCACACACAUUGAGAUCCAUAUUAGGAUCCUGUGGUACUUUCAUUUACAAGCACAAUCUAUCCAUCCAUCCAUGAUAUGGUAAACUUUGAAGUAUAUGGGUUAUGUGGGACACUAAACCAUCCAUCUGUGGUUUGAUAUUUGUAUGGGAUUUUUCUCACCAUUAUUCACAUUGUAGUUCAAAGCUUUUAAGCUGUCAAGGUUUGCACAUGUUUUGUUGUUAAACAGUCUUGUUGUUUCAACUCUUUAAAUUGCCAUGUUAGUACUCCCAGGUUUAACAUAGGAUUAUAACCCUAUUUUGGUUCACAAACAUGUCCUUUUUGUUGCUCUUUCCUUUUCCUCUCACCAAAGGCUGCUCCGGUUACUUUGACAAUGUGGUGUUCUGACCAUAUUGAGGUUAUUCCCUGCAUUUCUUCACUGUGGACAGUCAGUUUAACCCUGUUGAGUAGUGCUAUAAUGUAUUGGUCACUGCCCCCUCCUGGUAGUACCAUCGACUCAGUGUGGGCCCACAUAUUCACACCUAAGAAAUAUUACAGGUUUUAUAUUUAUUACAGAAACGUCUAGAUUUUUUCUGGAAUAAUGUCUAUUGUUUUUUUACUGUCUUUUUAAUGUACAUAAGGAUUUUAUAAUAGUUUUUUACAAGGGAAAACAAUGACCUAUGAACAAGUGAUUCCAUUAGGUAUAAUGGUACGAGGAUAAUUAUGAUUGGGACUAUAUCUGCAUAUCAUGUAAACUGGACUGUUUUUAUUCUAUGUUAUGAUGAUGUACAGAUAUUUCAAUACAUUCUCCACACAUACAUUGGAGAAAAGGUUUGUAAAACACUUGGUGCCUUUUUUUAAAAUUCAUUUUUAGCCCAGAUAUGUACUGAGCACUCAAAUGUAAACAAUAGUUGAAUGGAUAUUAGGGCUUGAUCUGUAAUUGCUCAAUCAUUAUUUAGUAGGCCUAGUUGCUCUUUCAAUGUAGUAAACUAAGUAUAACUUCAACUAAUUCCCACAAUUGAAAUUCAAACCCUUUAUGCAAUUAAUUUGAAAUGUAUUGUGAAUAUUGUGUUCAUAUUAUUUUCUUACUGUUUUUACAUUUUUUGGGAGAGAAUUUUUGGAAAUAAAGGUUUUAACUGUA